GUUCAUUUGGGACUUAGGUCUUGCACAAGCCAGCCUUUUCUUCAUUCUGCUUGCUGCUGCUCGCCGGUGUGUGGUUGCCCCCUCACGUUUGUCAUUUUUAUUUUUUGUCAAUCACCGCUUAGGAAAUGAGUGGGGACCAUUCCCACAACGAGGACCAGAAUGACUGUGGCUCUCGGAUAAACGACUCCCACAGGCAUAAGUAUAAAGAACACAAACACAAGGACCACAAGAAGGAUAAAGAACGGGAGAAACUAAAGCAUGGCAAUGGUGAGCACUCAUCUGAAAAAAAACAUCGAGAUAAGGAGAAGAUGAAGCACAAGGAUGGAAGCACAGACAAAUUUAAAGACAAGCACAAGGAGAAAAAGAUGAAAAUUGUUGAUGGUAAAAUCAAAAAGGAGAAUGGAUUCGCCAGCCCGCCACAUGUGAAGUGUGAGCCUGACGAUGAUUUUUACCACUCGCCGAGACACGACAAGUCUCUAAAGAGAGAGCGGGAUGAUGACGAAGAUUAUGAUUUUAAACCCAAGAAAGUAAAGAUAGAAAACGACAGGAAGGACAAGAAAAGGAAAGCAAUUGAGGACGUCAAGCCUAAAAAGACAAAUAAAAAAGGAGAAACUGUUGAUGGAAAAAAGAAAGCAAAAAAGGAACCAGAAGAGAAGUGGAAAUGGUGGGAAGAGGAGAGAUACACGGACGGUGUCAAGUGGAAAUUUCUGGAACACAAAGGACCGGUGUUUGCGCCACCGUACGAGCCACUCCCCAGCAAAGUCAACUUCUACUACGAUGGUAAGCCGAUGAAGCUCAGCCCAGAGGCAGAAGAGGUAGCCACAUUCUUUGCCAAAAUGCUGGACCAUGAGUACACCACAAAGGACAUCUUUCGAAAAAACUUUUUUAAAGAUUGGCGCAAAGAAAUGACCGCAGAUGAAAAAGCUAAAAUCUCGGACUUGAAAAAGUGCAACUUCUCUGAGAUGUCGGACUACUUCAAGGCUCAGACUGAAGUCAGAAAGGCCAUGUCCAAGGAAGAGAAAUUGAAAAUAAAGGCAGAGAACGAGCGCCUCUUGCAGGAGUACGGCUUCUGCAUCAUGGACAAACACAGGGAACGCAUUGCUAACUUCCGCAUUGAGCCGCCCGGCCUGUUCCGUGGUCGCGGGGACCAUCCCAAGAUGGGCAUGCUAAAACGCCGGAUCCGACCCAAAGACAUUAUCAUCAACUGCAGCAAGGACUCCAAGCACCCGCAGCCUCCUCCAGGCACAAAGUGGAAAGAGGUCCGUCAUGAUAACAAGGUGACUUGGUUGGUGUCGUGGACUGAGAACAUCCAAGGCUCCAUCAAGUACAUCAUGUUGAACCCCAGCUCAAGGAUUAAGGGAGAGAAGGACUGGCAAAAGUAUGAAACGGCCCGCAGGCUCAAGAAAUGCGUGGACCGCAUCAGGACGCAAUAUCGCGACGAUUGGAAGUCCAAGGAGAUGAGAAUUCGACAGAGGGCCGUGGCGCUUUACUUCAUUGACAAGCUGGCUCUGAGAGCUGGAAACGAGAAAGAGGAAGGAGAGACUGCCGACACAGUAGGCUGCUGCUCCCUCAGAGUGGAACACCUCAAACUCUAUCCCGAGAACGACGGUCAAGAGUACGUAGUGGAAUUUGACUUCCUGGGUAAAGAUUCCAUCCGAUAUUACAACAAAGUCCCUGUGGAAAAAAGGGUUUUUAAAAAUCUUCAGUUAUUCAUGGAAAACAAAGAGCCAGAUGACGACUUGUUUGAUCGCCUGAAUACUUCGAUUCUCAACAAGCACCUUCAGGAGCUGAUGGACGGUCUGACGGCCAAAGUUUUCCGUACAUACAAUGCAUCAAUCACCUUGCAACAACAGCUCAAAGAGCUCACAAAUGUGGAGGAGAACGUUCCAGCCAAAAUCCUGUCCUACAACAGGGCCAACAGAGCUGUGGCCAUCUUAUGUAACCACCAGAGGGCGCCACCUAAAACGUUUGAGAAGUCCAUGCAGAACCUGCAGACUAAGAUCGAAGCUAAAAGGGACCAGCUGUCGGACGCCAGACGAGAGCUGAAGAGCGCCAAGGCCGAUGCCAAAGUACGGAGGGAUGAAAAAUCCAAGAAGGCCGUGGAGACCAAGAAGAAGGCCGUCCAGAGGAUAGAAGAGCAGCUGAUGAAGCUGGAAGUGCAGGCCACCGAUCGUGAAGAGAACAAGCAAAUUGCGCUCGGCACUUCCAAGCUCAACUAUCUUGAUCCUCGCAUCUCUGUGGCUUGGUGUAAGAAGUGGAGUAUUCCCGUUGAGAAGAUCUACAACAAAACCCAGCGCGAGAAGUUCGCCUGGGCCAUCGACAUGGCAGACGAAGACUUUGAAUUUUAAAUUCCAGGUUGUGGUUUUAACGCUACUUUUUAAUCGGAUACUUGUUUUUACUAUAAUGAUUUUUUUUCUCGAUGGACUGACCCGAUAAGGUUUUGGCAGGAAAAAAAAAAUGAGGCCACAUUUGAGUGGUAAUCUAAACAUCUGAUCUGCGAUCAGGCAUCAAGCUGAACUGAGCAUCAAGGCAUAGUGCCAGUAGUUGGACGACCCGCUACCCCACCCCUUCACAUUUUUCUCCCUGUGACGAUGCCUGAGCUUUGAACUCUGUGGUCCUAUUGCUUGUGUAUGAAGCAAAAAAAAGAGAAAAAAUGCUUUUUAUCAUUGUAUCUUCAUUCACUGUUUUUAUUUUAGCCCCUUUGUGUAUUAUGAAUGCAUCUAUAUUUUGAUAAAGUCAAAUCAAAUGAAUUCCUUAAUACCACCCACAAGCCUUUUGAGGACAAGGACAAAUGUGAGUUUGGCGUGUGAGUGAGCGAGCGAGCGAGCGUGCGUAUGUUUUAGAGGCCCCCGACCUUAAAAGCUGUCUGUUUUAGGGUGAUUAUUUUAAACUGGACUAUUUAAAAUGGUGUUUAGCAUGUGGAUGUGUGGGAAGUGGGCUAGCUUUUGGGGGUUGGAGGAACACUGCAACCAUGUUAACUUUUACUUAAGCAAGCAGAAUGUGAAUAUGUUUUACAGCCUCUCAAUCAGGGACUUUUAUUUUCAGUGUAAAUGUGAAUCAGUCAUAUUGAUCCUGUCACUUGCAAGUCCGCAUCCCCUGAAGCUGCUACUCGGCCCCCUAAAGUCUACAUUUGGGUUGAACUUAAUUUGUUUUUAAGAAAAAGAACCCCCCCCUGCCCAGUUACUUGAACUCAAUGUAUUUAAGUCUGUAAAAGGAAAAGUAUUUCUCAUUGGAGAAAAGCGUGUGAGGGAAAAUCGACUUUGCCAAAAAAUAAUCAAUCUGUUACGAUUUUAGCUAGUUGACUGUAUAAUGAGGUGAAAGCAAUGUAACAUUUUAAUGUGAAUUAAUUUUAUUCCACUCAUGAUAGGAAAGUUGAUGUAAGUAGUUGUUAAGUCAACAUCCUAUUCCUGUUUGACCUUUUGUCCUAGCAUUUGAUCAUGUUAAGUUGUAUGCUCAUCGUAGGUUAAGAAAAUAAAUAAACCCCCACACAUCAAA
This is a messenger RNA of Syngnathus typhle (broad-nosed pipefish), 3495 nucleotides long. It is a transcript of the gene top1a, whose product is annotated as DNA topoisomerase Ia. The transcript is spliced from 21 exons. The coding region runs from base 126 to 2348 and encodes 740 amino acids. Gene Ontology annotation, biological process: DNA topological change; chromosome segregation; DNA replication. Gene Ontology annotation, molecular function: DNA binding; DNA topoisomerase type I (single strand cut, ATP-independent) activity. Gene Ontology annotation, cellular component: nucleolus; chromosome. The record is from RefSeq and is a predicted model, not a curated record. Lineage: Eukaryota; Metazoa; Chordata; Actinopteri; Syngnathiformes; Syngnathidae.